Messenger RNA from Dendroctonus ponderosae (mountain pine beetle), 924 nucleotides. It is a transcript of the gene Pka-C3, whose product is annotated as cAMP-dependent protein kinase catalytic subunit 3. NCBI's taxonomy places the organism in Eukaryota, Metazoa, Arthropoda, Insecta, Coleoptera, Curculionidae. The record is from RefSeq and is a predicted model, not a curated record. Gene Ontology annotation, molecular function: ATP binding; protein serine/threonine kinase activity. The coding region runs from base 1 to 924 and encodes 307 amino acids. Gene Ontology annotation, biological process: protein phosphorylation. The transcript has 6 exons.
AUGCUAGACUUUUGCACCGGCACCUUUGGAAGAGUGUUGCUCUGCAAAAACAAGCAAACCGAAGAAUAUGGAGCGAUGAAGAUCCUCUGCUUGGCCGAUGUAAUUCGGUUAAAACAAGUGGAGCAUGUGAAGAACGAGAAGAACAUUCUUCAAGAGGUUCGCUACCCUUUUGUCGUCAAUUUAUUAUGGUCCAACCGUGAUGAAGCCUGCAUUUACAUGCUGUUCGAAUAUGUUUGCGGCGGCGAAUUGUUCUCCUAUCUGAGGAACGCCGGGAGAUUCUCCACCGCCACUGGCAACUUCUACAGCGCCGAAAUCGUCUCGGCCUUGGAGUAUCUGCACGCAAAAAACAUCGUCUACAGAGACUUGAAGCCCGAGAAUCUUCUACUGGACAAAGAAGGCCACUUGAAAAUCACAGAUUUUGGGUUCGCCAAGAAACUGACGGACCGAACCUGGACCUUGUGUGGCACGCCCGAGUAUCUGGCACCGGAAAUCAUCCAGAGCAAAGGACACAAUAAAGCGGUCGAUUGGUGGGCGUUAGGUGUGUUGAUCUACGAGAUGUUGGCGGGCUAUCCGCCGUUUUACGACGACAAUCCGUUCGGAAUAUACGAGAAAAUCCUCAGCGGCAAAAUCGAAUGGGCCAAACACAUCGAUCCCAUCGCCAAGGAUAUCAUCAAGAAGCUGCUGGUGCAAGAUCGAACCAAACGGCUGGGUAAUAUGAAGAGUGGUGCGGAAGAUGUAAGACGCCAUCGAUGGUUCAAAGGCGUCGACUGGCAAGACGUGAUCCAAAGAAAACUGAUUCCCCCAAUAGUGCCGAAAAUCAUGUACGAGGGCGACACGAGCAACUUCGACGACUACCCGGAAGGUGACUGGAAAAGUUCCCGAACGCUCGAUGAUGACGAGUUGAAGCUCUUUGAGGAUUUCUGA